AUUUCACUGUUAUACCGCAAUCUUCGUCUCUUCACAAACACCUGUGCAAAACGAAGCAGCAUGGCCCGGCCGCAGCAGCGCUACCGCGGCGUACGCCAGCGCCACUGGGGCUCUUGGGUUUCCGAAAUCCGCCACCCAUUGCUAAAGACAAGAAUAUGGCUUGGGACAUUUGAGACGGCAGAGGAUGCAGCAAAGGCAUAUGAUGAGGCUGCAAGGAUCAUGUGUGGCUCCCGGGCUCGGACAAACUUCUCGUACGAUCCGUUGUCGUCUUCAUGGCCGUCUACGCAGCUUCUUUCACCCACUCUGAUGGCCAAGCUGCAGAGGUGCCACAUGACUUCUGUCUCAAAGGGCAAUAAACUAGCUGUGGACAAGCGAAUGGAGGCACAGAAAAUGAGUGGAAAUAAUGAAUUUCUGGGGAAAUCAGAGAAUGUGCAGGAAUUCAAAGCUGCUACUGCUGCUGAUGAUGAUGAUGGCAUAGAGCAAAUGAUAAAUGAGUUGCUUGAUUAUGGUUCAAUUGAGCUUUGUUCCAAUUCAUCUAUUUCUCAACAAUAAUGAAAUACUAUUAUAAAUCUGUUUCUUUGUUUUUCUUGUUUCAAACA
Messenger RNA from Salvia hispanica, 599 nucleotides. RefSeq names its product ethylene-responsive transcription factor ERF003-like. Gene Ontology annotation, biological process: regulation of DNA-templated transcription. Gene Ontology annotation, molecular function: DNA binding; DNA-binding transcription factor activity. NCBI's taxonomy places the organism in Eukaryota, Viridiplantae, Streptophyta, Magnoliopsida, Lamiales, Lamiaceae. The record is from RefSeq and is a predicted model, not a curated record.